UGGUGGAGAGAGAGAGAGAGAGAGAGAGAGAGAGAUUCCCAAUACAAGUCUGGAGAUGUUCGUCUGAGGCUCUGAUUGUCCUACUCUGAGCUGAACUGUAAAGAAGGGAACAAAAGAGUCAAACAGAGACGAAGAGAAAUAGAAAGAGAGAAGAAGAGCGAAAAAGGAAAAGACAGAGAAAGAAGAAGAGUGAGAAGAAGAGUGAGAAGAAGAGUGAGAUUUCAGUCAUGAAGCCCUGCACAUGGAUCAGCUCAGUGACGUUCCUGCUGUAUGUUCUCCCUGCUUCUGCUGCGUCCAGGCAAAGCAGGCAGGUCGGAAAUCUACAGGGUGUGUGUCGCUACGGCAGUCGUCUGGAAUGUUGCUACGGGUGGAAGAAAAACACAAAAGGCCAGUGUGAAGCUCAAUGUGAAUUCGGAUGUAAACACGGAGAGUGUGUGGGGCCCAAUAAGUGCAAAUGUUUCCCGGGAUACAGCGGAAAAGCAUGUAGUCAAGAUUUAAAUGAAUGUGGUUUGAAGCCUCGUCCCUGUGAGCAUCGUUGCAUGAACACCUUCGGGAGCUACAUGUGCUACUGUCUGAACGGAUACAUGCUAAUGUCUGACGGAUCGUGUGCAAAUUCGAGAACAUGUUCUGUGGCUCACUGUCAGUACGGCUGUGAGGAGGUUCAGGGGGAAAUCCGCUGCCUGUGUCCUUCAACCGGUUUACAGCUCAGUUCAGAUGGAAAAACGUGUGUUGAUAUUGAUGAGUGUGUAGCUGGGAAGCACCAGUGUCUGUACAACCGUGAGUGUGUGAACACCUUCGGGAGUUACUACUGCAAGUGUCCAUCAGGUUACGAUCUGAAAUACAUCAGCGGGAAAUACGACUGUGUCGAUAUUAACGAAUGUCUCGCCAACACUCAUAAAUGUAGCCGUCAUGCCGAGUGUUUAAACACCGAGGGGUCGUACAAGUGCAAGUGCACACAAGGUUUCCGUGGCAACGGCUUCGAGUGUUCAGUAAAACCCUUCUAUCACAGCAGCUCCUGGGACUCAGAUAAAGGAAGCGCUGAUGAGGUUCAGAACGUUAUUCCAGAAAUCCUUUCAAAGCCACGUGUUCUGGGAGGGAAAUUGGAUAACGUCAUUCCUGAGCCCGAGGCCACGGUCCCCAACCUGCACCUGCAGCCCUUCGAUUACGACGGAGACGUUUACAUCGGACAAGGAGAGGAAGUGACAUCACUGAGUCCGACUGGAGAGGAGGAGGAAGGAAAUGGAGUGGAUGGUGAGAGGCUGACCCCUCGUGGAGAUGUGUUCUUUCCUGAUGUGGUCUUCAGCCGAGGAACUGAGUUCAAGGAGAUAAAAGCAGCUCCUCUCCAGGAGAGAUUCCUCACAGACUGUGACUUUGACUCGGGGGAGUGUGAGUGGGUUCAGGAGCAGGAUGAUGAUGUGGACUGGAUCGUACGUUAUCACCAGAACGGGCUGCAGUAUUACAUGGCGCUGAGUGGAACUGUGGGUAAUCGGAGGGAGCAGGCCCGGCUGAAGCUCCUCCUCAGUGACGCUGUUCGUCUCAGAAGCUUCUGUGUGAGAUUCAGCUACAGACUUCCGGCGCUGCACACGGGAACACUCCGAGUCCUGACGGAAAACGGGAAAUCCCACUCGGUUCUGUGGGAAGGGACACGCGGCCUGGACCAGGGCUGGAACACGGAGAACCUGGACGUCACCUGGAGCGACAGAGCUCCUGAAUCGGUGGUGUUUGAGGGAACGUUGGAGAAGCUGGUCCGUGGUGAGAUGGGCCUGGACCAUGUGGUUCUGAUGUCAGGGAGCUGCAGUGAUGCUGAGGACAAACUGCUUUAGAGAGAAACGUCUCUGAAGAUCAUCAUAUAAUUCAGUUAUAAAUCCUGUAGUGAAGAGAAAAAUCUGAAUCAUGAACAAAUAUGAAUUUCCUGAAUUACAAUCAUUUUUUACAUCUAAAAGAAGGUGAUGGAGAUACAUGAUGAUGUUUUCUGGAGAAAGAAGGUGAGCAGGUUGAGGGACGUUCACCAAGAGGAAAUAAAACAUUAACAUGGAUUUCAUUCUGACAAUAAAGAAAGAAAUCAUUUUGUUUUUUCA
Silurus meridionalis is the source of this 2078-nucleotide messenger RNA. RefSeq names its product EGF-like-domain, multiple 6 (gene egfl6). The record is from RefSeq and is a predicted model, not a curated record. Gene Ontology annotation, cellular component: membrane. NCBI's taxonomy places the organism in Eukaryota, Metazoa, Chordata, Actinopteri, Siluriformes, Siluridae. Gene Ontology annotation, molecular function: calcium ion binding.